Messenger RNA from Osmerus eperlanus (European smelt), 2342 nucleotides. RefSeq names its product solute carrier family 11 member 2 (gene slc11a2). Lineage: Eukaryota; Metazoa; Chordata; Actinopteri; Osmeriformes; Osmeridae. Gene Ontology annotation, cellular component: plasma membrane. Bases 197 to 1903 code for a protein of 568 amino acids. Gene Ontology annotation, molecular function: manganese ion transmembrane transporter activity; iron ion transmembrane transporter activity; cadmium ion transmembrane transporter activity. Gene Ontology annotation, biological process: metal ion transport. The transcript has 17 exons. The record is from RefSeq and is a predicted model, not a curated record.
AAAGUGCAUCUGGAUUUUCUCAGGGGUGAGAGUGUCACUUUGACUAUGUCGGCAUCUAGUUAGUUAUCUUAAUGUAUAUAUGAUUUGAAUGAAUUUACUGUGCGCAAAUGACCUGUCAGUUUUGCACAUAAGCUUUAUUCAGAUCUUCAUCCUUGAAUUUCCUGAUAUAUCACAUCCCAACUGCUAACUCCCCCUGAUGAAGACUGAGGAAGAAGCAGAUCUGGAAGAGGAGCCCUCUCAGGAGAAUGGAGUUAUUCAGACCACACAGUACAGUUCUAUCUCCCCCCCUGCCUCACCCGUGGGGCCAGAAGAACCCUCCACAUAUUUUGAGGAAAAGGUGCCAAUCCCUGAGGAUGUCACCCGGAUGUUCAGUUUCCGGAAACUCUGGGCAUUUACUGGACCAGGCUUUCUGAUGAGCAUAGCCUAUCUGGAUCCAGGAAACAUUGAGUCUGACCUUCAGUCCGGAGCCAAAGCAGGCUUUAAGCUCUUGUGGGUGCUCUUAGGGGCCACCAUCAUUGGACUUCUCCUACAGAGGCUGGCAGCACGCCUAGGGGUUGUAACGGGAAUGCACCUAGCAGAGGUCUGCAACAGAGAGUACCCCGUUGUUCCUCGUAUUCUUCUGUGGCUAAUGGUGGAACUGGCCAUUAUUGGCUCAGACAUGCAGGAGGUCAUUGGCUGUGCCAUCGCUUUCAACCUCCUCUCAGUGGGCAGGAUUCCACUGUGGGCAGGUGUUCUUAUUACUAUAAUUGACACAUUUGUGUUUUUGUUUUUAGAUAAAUAUGGCUUAAGGAAACUGGAAGCUUUCUUUGGCUUUCUCAUCACAAUAAUGGCUGUUAGCUUUGGUUAUGAGUAUGUGUUGGUGAGUCCGGAUCAGGGGCAGCUGUUGAAGGGCAUGUUUAUGCCCUACUGUGAGGGAUGUGGUCCUCUGCAGCUGGAGCAGGCUGUUGGAAUUGUUGGAGCUGUUAUAAUGCCUCACAACAUCUACUUGCACUCAGCCCUUGUUAAGUCUCGGCAAAUAGAUCGGGGGAACAAGAAGGAAGUUAAAGAGGCCAACAAGUACUACUUUAUCGAGUCAACCAUUGCACUAUUUAUCUCCUUCCUGAUCAACGUCUUUGUCGUAGCUGUGUUUGCUGAGGCCUUUUACAGUAAGACCAACAAUGAAGUGAAUGCAAUUUGCAAUGCAACAGAUAGUCCCUACAACGACCUCUUCCCAAACAACAAUGACUCACUACAGGUGGACAUCUACAAAGGAGGUGUGGUCCUGGGCUGCUUCUUUGGUCCUGCUGCCCUCUAUAUUUGGGCCAUAGGAAUCCUUGCUGCUGGACAGAGCUCCACCAUGACAGGCACAUACUCUGGACAGUUUGUCAUGGAAGGUUUCCUGAACUUGCGUUGGUCUCGUUUUGCAAGGGUAUUGUUGACUCGUUCCAUUGCCAUCACACCCACCCUGCUGGUGGCCAUCUUCCAGGACGUGCAGCACCUGACGGGCAUGAAUGACUUCCUCAAUGUGCUGCAGAGCAUGCAGCUGCCAUUUGCUUUGAUCCCUAUCCUGACCUUCACCAGUCUACCGUCCAUAAUGAAUGACUUUGCUAAUGGAUUGGGGUGGAAGAUCGGUGGAGGCGUGGUCAUUCUAGUGGUCUGUGCCAUCAACAUGUACUUUGUAAUAGUGUACGUGACUACUCUGAACAGUGUGCUGCUCUACGUCUUGGCUGCCCUCCUGUCCAUAUCCUACUUGUGCUUUGUGGGGUACCUGGCUUGGCACUGUCUGAUUGCCUUGGGGGUUUCCUGUCUUGAUGUAGGCAGCAGGGUGCGUCUUGGGCUGUCUGGGCACACUGAUGUCUACCUUCUGAAUGACAUGGACAAUGAUGUAGUGGAGGAAGGGACUCAUCACAGAGGUGGACAUUAGAAGUGGACCUGUGGCUAGAGAGAAAAUACAAGUAUGACCUGAACUAUAAGAGGGACCUAUGAGUCUAAACCAGGACAGUAUUACACUCUGCCUCAGUGUCUUUAAAGUGUAAACACAUUCUGUAAACACAACCUUAUGUUUACUGGUGCCUUAUGCCAUUCCACUUGACAUUCCAAAAGUUGGUUAACAAAUUGGGCUGUCACGGGUUACUUUCGUUAGUGCUGUAAUAGCUUGUUACACUAUUUUACUGUUGAAGUAAAUUAUUGUUACACAGUUUUGUCAGUCUAUGUAGUGAUGUGAAAACCCAAAUCAAAAUCAGAUUUUUACUGUAAUUUAUUGUUUAGUUUGUAGCAAAACCUUUAUUCCAACCUUUUGGCAUAGACUAAAAUCAGCAAUAGUUAUUUAAGAUGUAUACUAUUUUAUUUGUCAUUAAUAUUAA